AUGGCCUCGCGCCUUUUCACUUCCUCGCCUCUCCUACAUUGCGCUCCCGCUGCCCCUUGGAUCGGGGCGUCGAUGGAGGGAGGAUUUGGCUCAAGACUAGGCUUUGCUCUACGCAAUACCAAGGUCGAAUGGUAUCCCAUCCCAGUCGGACUCGGAAUUGGUUUGCUAGGGUUGCUGUCUUUCUACAAGUCACAACGCGCGGAACGGAAUCGGCUGGCUCGCGAUGCAGCCGGCGAUGAAUGGGAGGAUGGAAAACGGCCACCUCGUCGUCCGAGGAUCAGUCUGUCAGGCCCAUGGCAUAUUCAGAUCAUGUCCACUCUACCCCUGAAGGCCAUGUCACGUCUGUGGGGCCAGUUCAACGAAAUCGAACUUCCUUACUACCUCCGCGUUCCUGGAUUCAAACUCUAUUCCUGGGCCUUUGGCGUCAACCUUGAGGAGGUUGCUGAACCCGACCUGCACACGUACCCGAACUUGGCCGCAUUCUUCUACCGUAAACUGAAGCCUGGAGUUCGACCAUUGGAUCCCGAUCCUCGUGCUCUUCUCGCUCCCUCCGACGGCCGAAUCUUACAAUUUGGAACGAUCGAGCGGGGCGAGGUUGAGCAAGUCAAGGGAAUGACAUACAGUCUGGACGCUCUUCUAGGAUCAGCCACGCCUGCGAACGCCGACCACUCCAACCGACUCAGGGACAAUGACGGGAAGGAAACCAAGGAUGCCGAGACCUUGGAUGCGCAUGAAGAGUUUGCGCGCGUGAACGGUAUUUCCUACACUCUCCCGAGCCUUCUUUCGGGCGACGGUGCUCCCAAACGACGUGCUUCAUUGGAUGCUUCAACUGCAUCCAAACUAGCUUCGGAAAUCCAAGUACAAGAGGACCUGGCUCGUGGUGAUGGAACACCAUGGUACGCGCCCAAGACAGCAGCCAACCAUGCCUUGUUUUACGUUGUGAUCUACCUAGCACCCGGUGACUACCACCGCUUCCACUCCCCUGCUCCCUGGGUCGUCGAGAGCCGCCGCCACUUUGCCGGCGAGUUAUACUCAGUUUCACCAUAUCUGCAGAGACAUUUACCCGGACUCUUCACUCUCAACGAGCGAGUUGCACUUCUCGGCCGAUGGCGGUGGGGUUUCUUCAGUUACACACCGGUCGGAGCUACCAACGUAGGCUCCAUUAAAAUCAACUUUGACUCGGAGCUGCGCACGAACAGCCUGUUGACCGAUACCGCUGCGGACCUGGCUGCCGCCUUGGCUGCCAAACGUGGUGAGCAGUAUCCCGGCUUUGUUGAGGCGACUUACCACCACGCCAGCCGAACACUUGAUGGACAUCCACUGCAGCGUGGCGAGGAGAUGGGCGGGUUCCAGCUUGGCAGUUCGAUCGUACUUGUGUUUGAAGCUCCGCUUGGAACUCGCAAGUCCAUUGAUGCCGGCUGGCCGGAUGAUGCUCCCAGUGAUGGGUGGACUUGGAAUAUUGAGAAGGGCCAGCGCAUCAAGAUAGGCGAAAAAUUGGGCUUUGUCAAUGAGGCGUAA
This is a messenger RNA of Penicillium concentricum, 1518 nucleotides long. Its product is annotated as phosphatidylserine decarboxylase 1. Gene Ontology annotation, molecular function: phosphatidylserine decarboxylase activity. The coding region runs from base 1 to 1518 and encodes 505 amino acids. Gene Ontology annotation, cellular component: mitochondrion. The record is from RefSeq and is a predicted model, not a curated record. The transcript is spliced from 2 exons. Gene Ontology annotation, biological process: phosphatidylethanolamine biosynthetic process. NCBI's taxonomy places the organism in Eukaryota, Fungi, Ascomycota, Eurotiomycetes, Eurotiales, Aspergillaceae.